Molecule: messenger RNA, 798 nt
Organism: Bacillus rossius redtenbacheri
Lineage: Eukaryota; Metazoa; Arthropoda; Insecta; Phasmatodea; Bacillidae
Product: E3 SUMO-protein ligase EGR2-like
Exons: 3
Coding region: 1-798 (265 amino acids)
Biological process (GO): regulation of transcription by RNA polymerase II
Molecular function (GO): RNA polymerase II cis-regulatory region sequence-specific DNA binding; DNA-binding transcription factor activity, RNA polymerase II-specific
Source: RefSeq, a predicted model, not a curated record
AUGGCGCCGCUGCUCGCUAGGCCUCGGUGUCCGGCCGGCGCGCGGGGGUUGUUCCGACCCUGGGCGGCGCGGGGCUCCCUGGAGGCGCGGGUGCCAGAGGUUCUCCAGUCGGGAGCUCCCAUAGACGCUCUGGAGGCCAGGGUGCCAGCUCCCGGAGACCCUCUGGAGGCCAGGGUGCCAGGGACACUGCUGCAGGGAGCAGACCCAGCAGCAGGAGCGCCGGUGCAGCAGCAGCAGGACUGGUGGUGCGGCGCCCCCUGGCUGCUGACGGACCUGCCCUGGCUGGAGGCGGCCCUCGUCCUGGAGCUGGAGGCGGCGCGACCGCCGCGCGACCCGGCCUCCGGCGCGCGCAAGCACCGGCCCAAGAAGUACCGCUGCCCGCACUGCCACGUGGGCUUCAGCAACAACGGCCAGCUCAAGGGCCACGUGCGCAUACACACAGGGGAGCGGCCCUUCAAGUGCGACGCGGCGCAGUGCGGCAAGACGUUCACGAGGAACGAGGAGCUCACCCGACACAAGAGGAUACACUCGGGGGUGCGGCCCUACCCCUGCGCGGCCUGCGGCAAGAGGUUCGGGCGCAAGGACCACCUGAAGAAGCACGCAAGAACCCACCAGCCAGCCCCGCCCCCUCUGCCGCUCGCAGUCUACCAGUACCCCUACCUCUACGGCUACUGUGACACGGUGCUGGCGCAGAACAGCCUGGUGUUCUCCCGUGUGAAGUGGACGUGCACCAGUCAGGUCCGCAGGGCGUCCUGCAGUGGCAACAGCCUGCGCUGCACGGAGUGGAGUCCCUGUUAA